AUGCCUAUGGCGAGUGACAAUAGCGCAAAUUACAUUUACAUCUGAUGAUCUUCACCGGAGACCUUCCGCAUACUCUGAAAUCGUUGUUGCAACGGGAGAAAGGGAGACCGACAGUGAAGAAAGCGAGUCUGAAAUCUUCCUGUUAAUUUACAAGCAUUUUCAAAAUGUAAUUGAAAUAUUAUAGAGUAUUUUGAUUCAAACCUCCACGAUCCUACGAAAGACGCGAAUGAGUGGGAUACGUAUACAUUUCAACAGGCAUUGGUACAUACAUGUUUGUACUUGCACAAUUGCUUUAUAUAGAACUCGAAGUGAUGUGACUACAACCCGCCGUCAGAAACACCGAAAGGACGCUGAAGAAAACAAGGCAAGAAAAAAGCAUUAAUACAGAAGAGUUUUUCUCUUGAUAUCUCCUAAAGGAUUCUUCUGACAGCUUUACGCGAGGAAGUGCAAACUGUACAGUUUUUGCCUUUGGAUUAUUGAACUAACUAACUAAAUAUUGGCACGCGACAGCACUUGUUCAUCUACAGGAACAUUAGCGAAGUGAAGAAGACAUUAGUAGCCUAUUUCUACAUGCUUUUGAGCCAGUUAUAAUUAGAUGAGUUGUUCAUUUGGUUCAGAACAAAAGCGAUGUUGUGGAGAAAUUAAAAGCAUCCUUCGCAAUUGGAAGGAAUAUGCAUUCAUUCUAUCCAAGAUCUAAAUAAUUUAUGCGUCUCCAAAUUUGCCCAGAAAACUAUAUAAUGAUUAUUUUCCCCUAGGGAGACGACAGUAGCCUUCUUUGCGACUUUUUGUAACAUUUUUGCGUUAACAAAUGACCUUUUUAGUAGUUGAUAUGAAGAAUAUGCAUCCAAGUGGCACAGAAUAGCGAAGAUCAAUACAGACUAUACCAUGGGGUUUACUACCCACAUAUCUUCUUUUUGGGGAGGGUGAAUUUGUUUAUGACAACUUGUAGCAUACAAAUCACUUACAUGUAUACAUGAAUUAACAAUUUUUUUCUAUAUGCAGCACUUAAAUGGGUAAAAAAUAACGUUAAAAUGCGGAUUUCAAAGCCGCCGGAGACUCACUCGCAGACACGCGCAACUAAGGAGUUGCCAAGGCUACGGAGCUCCACGGCCCGGCAGAGCUGAUUUUUAACGCAUAUAUUUUAAGUUGAAAACGCAUCAGUUUAUACGUAUUAUGUAACACAUUUAUCUUUACUUCUCUUUAAAAUCUGCCUCUGAUGGAUGCCUUUUACUUGGAUUUCAUGACUUAUUCUUGAGCGGAUACAGACAUUUUCCUUAUCUUUUCAAGAAAACCGCAUCCUGAAACUCGGCUCUCCCAUCAGUGUUUCGCGUCGCACCUUUCUUGGAUGUCAGGCAAGAUUUCUGUGUUGCCAUGACGAGCGAGGAGUGUCCCGGAGGGCUGGCCAUGGCUCACGUCGGGGCGGGGCUAUGCGAGGACUACGGCCCCGCCCAGGGGGAAGAGGCCAUCGAGGAGGCGGGGCCUACCGAUGACGUCAGCAGCGACCUGAGUAACCUGGUGGUGCCCUUCCCUGAGCUGGCCCCCAUCGUCUUCUUCUGCCUCAAACAGACCACCUACCCCCGGAACUGGUGCAUCCGCAUGGUUUCCAGCCCAUAUCCUUUACCCGUGAGAAAACCAGGCCAGCUCUGUCAGUGUGAGUACAUCAGCAUGGUGUGCAGCUCCUAUCCUUUACCUGUGAGAAAGGUAGGCCAGCUCUGUCAGUGUGAGUACAUCUGCAUCGUGUCCAGCUCCUAUCCUUUACCCGUGAGAAAGGUAGGCCAGCUCUGUCAGUGUGAGUACAUCUGCAUGGUGUCCAGCUCCUAUCCUUUACCUGUGAGAAAGGUAGGCCAGCUCUGUCAGUGUGAGUACAUCAGCAUGGUGUGCAGCUCCUAUCCUUUACCUGUGAGAAAGGUAGGCCAGCUCUGUCAGUGUGAGUACAUCUGCAUGGUGUCCAGCACCUAUCCUUUACCUGUGAGAAAAGCAGGCCAGCUCUGUCAGUGUGAGUAAAUCUGCAUGGUGUGCAGCUCCUAUCCUUUACCUGUGAGAAAAGUAGGCCAGCUCUGUCGGUGUGAGUACGUCUACAUUGUCUCUAUUCCAAACUGUGUAGCACGGAAAAAGCAGAUGAGAUCUGUGAAUUUGUGUGCACACACUGUAUGAGGUGUGCAGCUGGUAUCUUACACCCCUGAGAAAAGUGGAUAGUAUGUGUGAGUAAAUCUGCGUGGUUUCUAGAUUAUAACCUUUACUUCUGAGAAAAAAAAGACAGCCUAUUUCAUGUGAGUAAAUCUGCAUGAUCACAAGACCAUAACCUUUACAUCUGAGAAAAAAAGACCAGCUCAGUUCAUUUGAGUACAUCUGCAUGGUCACCAGACCAUAACCGCUUCCCCUGAGAGGCGCCUAGCAGCUCUGUGUGUGUUAGCACAUCUGCAUGUUUCCUUUUAGCCCUGAACCAAACAGAGCAGAUCUGUGUGCUUGAGUCCACCCAGCCCACAACACUGGCCCUUCCCACCUAUGAAUUCACAACAGCAAUGUAGAUCCCUGCAGGUUAUAAUACAGCUUCUGUCUGGGUCAAAGAUAAUUUGUUCUGCGUGAAAUAUUGUUUGGCUUCCAGCGCUGGUCAAAUAGCUGUGGAACCUUUCUGUUUGAGUUCCAUCUCUGCAGCGGUGCUCAUUCUCUCAGUUUACCUCUACACUUUAUAGCGUAUUGUGGUUUUGGCUAGCGCUUUUUACGACCGCGACUGGCAGACAGUUCCGAUGGAGCGAUGGGAGAGUGUGAAGUGGGGAUGGAUCCAUCUGCCGUGCUUUCCACACGCACUCCAGGAGUUGACGAGGAGCUGAAAUUUCAAUCUCACACCAUCAGCCCGAGCGCUCGCUCACUCUCUGCAGCUGCCCCACCGCUCACGCUCUGCCCGUGCUCCAGUCUUACACCCCCCCCCCAC
Messenger RNA from Anguilla rostrata (American eel), 2932 nucleotides. RefSeq lists its product as uncharacterized. Lineage: Eukaryota; Metazoa; Chordata; Actinopteri; Anguilliformes; Anguillidae. The record is from RefSeq and is a predicted model, not a curated record. The transcript has 2 exons. The coding region runs from base 1372 to 2004 and encodes 210 amino acids.